UCCGAGUCUAUUUUUAUAAUUUCCUUUAUGAAAGGUGUUGAAUGGCGUCAGAAAGUAAUCUUUUUGUGUAAUUCCUGAGAAAUUUCACAAGAAACACAGAUUUUUGUAGCAUAACAGACAUUGGCACCAAAGAAUUUUAUACAUCAGAUACCUCAUCAAUGUUUAUCAUCUUUUGAAGACUAAAAAAAAGUGUUUGACAGGAAAGAUAUAACUCUUCUUAUAUAAAUCUACGACCAAUUACAGGUUUAUAUAUUUUGUAAACUGAGAUUGACAGCAAUAAUUCUUUUAUUGUCUGUCUGGAAUGCGAACAAGAUGACUUUCCAUUUGAAUUAAAAAGGACUUUACGACUUGUUCAAGAUAUUGACACAAAAAUCAUAGUAAUAGAAAUAUUUAAUAGCAAUAAAAUAUAGAAAUGUAAAGAAGAUAAAUAUCUCUAUAAUGUCAUGAGAAAACAUAAACAAUGGAAGCUGGAUGUUGUGUGAAUAAGUUUAAAUAUAAAACACAAAAGUAUUGAUUUGCCUAGUGACAUGAAUAAGGAGCAAGGGAAAACAUCACACCACUGUGAUAUCUGUGGGAAAUCAUUUUCUAACAGUCGUACAUUAAUAACACACAAAUACACUCAUACAGGAGAGAAGCCGUAUAAUUGUGAUAUCUGUGGUAAAUCAUUCUCUCAUAAUCAUAACUUAACUAGACACAAGCGUAUUCAUACAGGAGAGAAACCAUAUCGGUGUGAUAUCUGUGGUAAAUCGUUUUCUGAAAAUCACCACUUAACUGAACACAAACGGAGUCAUACAGGAGAGAAGCCAUAUCACUGUGAUGUCUGUGGGAAAUCAUUCUCUGUAAGUCGUAAAUUAACAACACACAUACGUAUUCAUACAGGAGAAAAGCCGUAUCACUGUGAUAUCUGUGGUAGGUCAUUCUCUCAAAACGGUGAAUUAACGUCACACAGACAUAUUCACACUGGAGAGAAACCAUAUCACUGUGAUGUUUGUGGUAAAUCAUUCACUGAAAGUUGUAAGUUAACUAAACACAAACGUAUUCACACAGGAGAGAAACCAUAUCACUGUGAUAUCUGUGGUAAAUCAUUCACUGAAUCUCAUCAUUUAACUGGACACAAACAUAUUCAUACAGGAGAGAAACCAUAUUGUUGUGAUAUUUGUGGUAAAUCAUUCUCUGGAAGCAGUAACUUAACUAGCCACAAACAUGUUCAUACAGGAGAGAAACCAUAUCAUUGUGAUAUCUGUGGUAAAUCAUUCUCUCAGAGUGGAACCUUAACUAAUCACAAACGUAUUCACACAGGAGAGACACCAUAUCACUGUGAUAUCUGUAGCAACUCGUUCUCUAAAAGUCGUGAAUUAACUAUUCACAUGCGUAUUCACACGGGAGAGAAUCCAUUUCACUGUGAUAUCUGUGGUAAAUUUUUUUCUCGAAAUCAGCACCUGACUGAACAUAAACGUAUUCAUACAGGAGAGAAACCAUAUUGCUGUAAUAUCUGUGGGAAAUCAUUCUUUCGAAGUGGUGAUUUAACUAUUCACAUCCGUAUUCACACUGGAGAGAAGCCAUAUCAGUGUGAUAUCUGUGGUAAAUCGUUCUCUCAAGGUCAUCACCUAACUGAACACAAACGAAGUCAUACAGGUGAGAAACCGUAUCAUUGUGACACCUGUGGCAAAUCAUUCUCUGAAAGUGGUAAGUUAACCAGACACAAACGUACUCACACAGGAUAAUAGCGAUAUCACUAUAUAGCUGUAUCUGUGGUAAAUCAAUCUCUAGAACAAGUCAGUUAACUAUAGAGAGUUCAUAUAUUUUCAGCAAAACAUUCCGUCAAAAGAUUCAUUUAACAAAACAUGUACUACAGCAGGUGUAUCAUUGUGAACAUUUAGGUUCUCAAUAAAUGAAGAAUUUCUCUUGUAUGGUAUUUAAACCGGCCAUAAGUAUUCUGCCUGUUUUAUGUUCAAAAUGGCCAGAUCUGGUCUCUCACACCAACCCUACAAUAUCAUUUAAAAAAUUAACAGCUACCUCAUCAAAAUCUCAAAGCUACAAGGUAAUGCCUGAUUAGUUCAAGGCAAUGUGGAUGAAAAAACCUUAAUUUUGGUAGAAUAAUGUGAACAGUAAAGGGUUAAUUGUACUUUCUUUGCUUAUAUUAUUCAAAUUCCAGCUAUUGCCUACUCUGAGUUUCUUUAUUUUAUUUCUGUGUGUGUGACAUUAAAUUAUAAAGAUGAACUGAACUACUGAUUCUUCUACAUAUAGUUAUAUGUAUAUCAAGAGAAUAUAGAUAUAUACACUGUGAAUUUUGAUGAAAAAUAAAUCUGUUGUCAUUAAAAUG
This is a messenger RNA of Octopus sinensis (East Asian common octopus), 2323 nucleotides long. RefSeq names its product zinc finger protein 2 homolog. Gene Ontology annotation, cellular component: nucleus. The coding region runs from base 528 to 1724 and encodes 398 amino acids. NCBI's taxonomy places the organism in Eukaryota, Metazoa, Mollusca, Cephalopoda, Octopoda, Octopodidae. Gene Ontology annotation, molecular function: DNA-binding transcription factor activity, RNA polymerase II-specific; RNA polymerase II cis-regulatory region sequence-specific DNA binding. The transcript is spliced from 2 exons. Gene Ontology annotation, biological process: regulation of transcription by RNA polymerase II. The record is from RefSeq and is a predicted model, not a curated record.